Cydia strobilella is the source of this 3057-nucleotide messenger RNA. RefSeq lists its product as uncharacterized. The transcript has 4 exons. NCBI's taxonomy places the organism in Eukaryota, Metazoa, Arthropoda, Insecta, Lepidoptera, Tortricidae. The record is from RefSeq and is a predicted model, not a curated record. Bases 76 to 609 code for a protein of 177 amino acids.
CAAAUCGAUAACGAACGUUGAUUAGUGAUUUAUCAAAUAUAUUUUUCAGUGGUAAAUAAAAUAAAGAAUUACAAUAUGAAUGCAACAGAAAACAAUGUGGAGAAUUGUAACCCAGAUAAUUCCGCGGAUUCGCCGCCGCCGCCGCCGAGUCGCCGGCGUCGGUCCAGUUUCUUUGAGCGGCGAAGCAUGGUGCCUGAACCGUCUAUGCAUAAUGAUGCUGACGACACUGAAGAUAGAGAAGCGGAUGAGGAGUACCUAAAUCAGUACCACACGCAGUUGCGGAGAGAGAAGGAUGAAUGGAAAAAAGAGGUUAAGAACAGACGAGGCGUUCUACAUGAUGCUGAAUUACAAUUAAAAUUGGCAAAGAAAUCCAAAACCCGAAUCGACUACAGCAUACUAUCAGAUGAAGACGUCAAGUUUCUCGAAGGUAGACCUAACCUGACAGAACUAGUUGACAGUGUAAACCAGCUACAGAAAUCUACGAGGGAGACUUAUGCCCUGUAUCAGAGGGCAAUGGAGCUCGAUGAGGUCGUUUUGAGGGAUGUAGAAGGAAAAGUGGAACGGGUUACGAAACAUUUGCUAGAAAAAAGUAGUAAUGAAGUCGAAUAAUCUUAAUUUUUUAUAUCUAUUUUUUUUUUAAUUAAUAUUUUUUUUUUCUUCCUAUCUGGCUUUUAAUCCCUGCAAUUUUGCACAGGGUGAAUUUGCCAAUGUCGGUUUUUGAAUCACACGUGAGGAGAAUGUUCAGUAUACUUGGGAGGAUGUGGUAAAUUAAUUAAAUUAAAUUUUAACCUUUUCGACGCCGUGUCAAACACAAAGGCUGGUAUUAUGGAUGGUAUAGAAAGGAUGCCAAUCUCUUAUAGCAGAAUUGUUGCACAAGUGACCGCUUUCAGCUUUAAAUAAUAGUUCCUAAUCUCUUCGGUGGCGCUAGUUAGGCUCUGGGACAUGAGUAUAACAUGAAACAUAUAAGGCAACAAAUAACCCGACCAAAUUACGUAGGUUGUUUUUGGUAGUAUUUCGGUGUAUGGUGGCGCCGCCUAAUUACUGUUUUUUGAUGGACACUUUUCAUACAUAGAGAUUUGGCUCCUUUAUAUAGUCUCCAUGGCUGGUAUCCAGACGCCACGUCACCGAGGUGUCAAAACUGAAAUUGAACUUUAAAUAUGCAUGUAGGUCUGUUGCUCUGUGGUCUAUGACCGAUUAAUCGGUCUUUGGCGUUGAAUCUACGGUGCGUAUAUGUGGUAUUUUAUUUCUCCUUGGAUCCAUCAGUAAAAAGCUUAUAAGAUGACUAAGAUGAGCUAUACUUAUUUUCUAAUAGUCUAUAUAAUCUAUUUGGCUUACACUUCGAGCAACGAGGGUUCCCUACUACAGGUACACUACCGCUCAAAAGUAUUUAGGCACCCGCAAUUUUCACCAUACAAUUGUAUACAAAAAAUAUUUUCAAAAUCAUACUGUUCGAUCGCAGGCAAGUGACUUACAUGUUGGAUUGAAUUUUUAUUUAGGUAAAUAUAUUGAGCAUCAAAUUGUUGUCAAGACAUCCUUUAAAAUUUCGGGUUUAGUUUACGCAACGAUAAAAAAAAUCCCUUAUGUACUAGUUCAUACAGAAUAAAACGAUUUUGUACUGGAAAACGAUUUAUGGAUUUUUUUACGCUUGCCAUUUGGUAAAUAGGCGAUGUACACGAAUAUUCUGCACAUCAUUUUGAAGCUCGUUAUGUCUGUUAAAUUAAAAAAGUGAACUCCACAAAAAACUGAUACCCGACUACGACUUAGCGGUAUAAUUCUGAAAGUCGAUUUUGUAUACAAUUGUAUGGAAAAAAUUUCGAGUGCCUAAAUAGUUAUGAGAAGUAGUUUUAUUAUUAUUUAUUUACAUACACACAAAGUGUAGGCAGAGAGAACAUUCGCACUAUUUCCCCUCUGCCGAUUAACAAGAGAAACUUAUCUAGAAAAUCUAGCGCGGGUAAUAAAACUGGCUGCACUAGGGUUUUAGGAUUAAAUUAAACUAGACCUAGUCCAGCUUUGUAAAAUAAAGCUACUACGAACAGAGAUCCCGCCGAGCUUUAUAUGUGACGUUUUCAAGUAAAAGGUACCACAUUGGCGCUUAACAUAAGGACGAAAUUUGCUAGUAUCUUUAUACGAAUAACCUGCCAGAGCGUCCUUAUGGCAAGCAACAAAGUGGUACCUUUUGCUUGAAGACGACACAUAUGCUUACCCUGAAUAUGUUAUGGUUAUGCAAAUACAGUAAUUUGAAUGUUUAAGAUAGGCGGCUGUUUAAUCCCAGUCUCUCAGACUAGAAGGAGGGGAGGGGGGAGGGAAGGAGAGGUUGGCCGGUCGAAAUAAUUAGCAGAUGGCGCCUGCGUAGCUUGCCUUGUCAAUCCCUAGAAUUGUGUCAAUUUUUUAUUUUUUUAAUGCCUUGGAUCAUGGAGACUAUAUAAAGGAGCCAAAUCUCUAUGUAUGAAAAGUGUCCAUCAAAAAACAGUAAUUAGGCGGCGCCACCAUACACCGAAAUACUACCAAAAACAACCCACGUAAUUUGGUCGGGUUAUUUGUUGCCUUAUAUGUCUUAUGUCCCAGAGCCUAACUAGCGCCACCGGAGAGAUUAGGAACUAUUAUUUAAAGCUGAAAGCGGUCACUUUUGCAACAAUUCUGCCAUAAGAGAUGUGCAUCCUUUCUAUACCAUCCAUACCCUGGAUGCCCCAGCCCUUUAAGCCAAAUCUCAUAGAAAAAGGGGCAAGCUAUGAUGGCGCCAUCUCUGCAAACCUUUGACAGUUGCCAACCCCAUUUAAGAGUCACGAAGUUCCCGCCAAAAAUAUUGUUUUGUAUCACAAUUUGUAGCAACACUAGCAACGAAAACUAGUACCUACCAGGCAUAUACAAUACAAAGCCUGCACCAACAAACGUCUCUUUUUGGCCCAGCGGUUGACUGAUAGAGAAUGCCUUAAGGCAUUAAGUCCACCAUUUGUAGACUAGCCAUUUGUAGAUUUGUAGGGAUAAGCUCGCCUUUUGUACCUAAAUUUAUAUGAAUUUCAUGUUAACAAUUUUUGUUUUGUACAAUAAAGUGAUUUA